UUUCUCCAUUAAAAAUCUUUGACCAUCCAUUACUUAUUCAAGUAUGCACACAUAAAAUGAGGGAAAAAAAUAAGUCGAAAAAGUAAAUUUUCCAGAUGAUUAAAGACGAUAAUCCCAAAAAUACUUGUCCCGUGAUAUAUUGUGAUCCAAGUUCCGGAAUUAAACAAUCCCCCGUGUGUGGAUUACAAUGCUAUUAUAAUAGCUUCUCGCUGCGUGUUCACAAGGAUAUUAUAUUGAUACAGUUCUUAAUCUGAAACAAUAAAAGACUCGGAUGGCUUUCGUUGAAGAUAACACCACAGGAAUGGACUCCAAUUAUACAAAUGAAAUUGACAACCGUUUUAGUAACAUCUCAGUCUAUUUAAAUGCAACUGGGAAUAUAUCUGGAAAUGGACGUCAAUUAAAUAGACCCAUCUUCAUUUCCUCUGGACCUUUGUUCGAUGACGUAAGUGACAAAUACAUGACGUCAGUGUUGUUACCGUCACUUGUUUACGUGAGUUUUCUUCUCCUUGUUGGAAUUCCAGGGAACCUGAUGGUGAUUUAUGUGUACUCAUUGAAAUGGAGAGCCAACACGUCUCGUGUGUUCAUCUUGGCCCUUGGAUCGUACGAUUUCAUCAAUUGUGUGACGUCACUGACAACGGAAAUAGUGUUGCUUUCCCGAUUCCUGAAUUUUGAUUUUCCAGUGUGGUGUAAGGUUUCUCGAUUUUUGUCGGCCUCCAUCAACAGCGGUUCAACGUUUAUCCUCGUUGCUAUCGCAACGGAUCGCUUCUUAAGAAUAUGUAAAAUCCACAAGGACCCUAUUUCUGUAGAGCUGGCACGAAGCCUCGUUUUCAUUUCUGGUUUCUUUGCGGUUCUUACGUCAUGGCCGGUAUUGUUGUUAUAUGGUUCAUAUACAGUGAUUAUUCCUCUAAAGCCGCCUGUCUUCGUUAAGGGUAAGACUUGCCUGGUAUCGGACAGUAUGGUGGAGACAAUGUAUCCAUUGAUAUUUGUCAUUUUCUUGCUGUCCGCUCAUUUCUUGGUUGACAUCGUACUGAUUGCCCUGUACUCAUUCGUGGGACGAGUUAUCUAUCACCAGCAAGCUUUCCGGAAGUCCAUGAUCAUAAAUAGCUCAAUUAAAAACUCCACAAAACCAGUCAACAAAUCAGACGGGUCUAACUCUAAUUUUACUGUGGAUGAAUUAGAAGAACAUCGUCCUGCCUUAAAAGAAGCACAACCCGAAAAAAACAACAGGGUAUCUAUCGUGUUUUGGAAGAAAUUAUCUCUUGAAUAUAGAAGGUCAAAAGUUCAAAAGAACCCUUCAAGCCAAAAGAAAAAAGUAAUAAAGGAACUCAAACAAUCGUUAAAAGGCCACCCUUCGAUCGAUUCUAAUACCGCCAAAUCAGGCAGCAAGUUUCGCGCUGGGAGAACCACCUUCAUGCUUUUUCUAGUGACCGUGUUGUUUAUCCUGUCUUUUCUGCCCUACUCUGUUUUGGUGAUCGUACGUUACACAGACCCAGGGUUCUACACCAGACUGACUUCCGGUGGUAAAGCGGUCUACAAUGUAUUCCUCCGCUCCUAUCUGCUGAACUCUGUGGUGAAUCCACUGGUUUACUGCUUCGUCAGUAAAGAAUUCAGAUCACGUUGUAAAGACGUCAUUCACUCGUUAGUUUGCUGCCUCCGUGACUAAUGAAUUUAAUUUUUGAGCGGUGCAUGUUUUUUUAAAUCGUUUUUUUCUUGUCCAUUACUUUUUAGACACUUUUUGCAUUAACUUUUAUAAAAAAAAAUGUAUUAGCGUAAAAUAGGUAAUUUUUUUUAAACUAGUAUUGUGUUGUUUAAUAUUUAAUUUCAGUCUGACAAAAUGCUUUGCUUUUGCCAGGUUUCAUCAAAAUGUUACAGGACAUAUCUCAUCCCAGCAAAAAAAACGUAAUAAAAAACCCCGGAAAGAGUGAGAUCAUGUGUGUAUAUAGCAGAGACCCGCGCUCGUCAAGUAUGCGGUGCUUGAGUACUAGUAUAUCGCGGCUACUUAGGAUUGCAUUCCGUUGGUUUCCGUUCCCUCUUUAUACGAGGGGAAUCCUGACGGAGAUUUCCCGUGCCUAAUUCCCACUCCUGACGAUACACACACACACUGUAAUGUAUAUAAAUUGUUUAUGAUAUCCAGGAGUCAGAUAAACAGAAGGCCGUUCACCCCCAGACAUUAUAAUAACAAAGACAGAUUGCAGCACGUAACAGAGCUCGGCAUCCUUAUUUUUAAAACAUUCUGAAAGAUAUUGACACCCAAUAAAAAUAUAAAUCACAGACACCUGACGUUAUAUAUUUUUUAUCAUGAUUUAAAAAACAUGUAUCCUUUAUACCUAAUUAUACACUAUGUAAAUUUGUUACGUUUACGAAAAAGAACGUUUUAGAAUCAAAUAUCAUCUUUAGUGGUACCGUACGCAGAGAUAUCAUGUAUGAAAUUCAAUUUCAUUCGACAUUUUAUUCUUUUAAUUGUUCUUUAGUUUAAUAACUCAGUGAAAUACAAAUAUCAUGGUAUUUAAAAAAUCCAUAAAGCAAUCAAUGACCGGACAGAAAAGAAGUAAAACAUACAUCAAUAUUAUCACAAUGUAUGUGCAAAAUAAGAAGAACCUUUUUUUGUUAAAAAAAAUCCGACAGAAAGUACCACAUAUUUUCUCGUUUCAUCAAUCAGAAAAAUAAAGAACGUGGUAUUUUUGGAUGAUUGUAAUUGAGAAAGAGUUGUUUUGAACCUUUAAUGAAAAAUAAUGUUUUGAUUAGCUAUAAACUAUCGUUUAAUGAAGAAAAAAAUCCUUUUAUUUCUUUGCUUUAAAAUUCGAAUAGUUUGUUAAAUCUUUAUAUAAAGCAUUAUCGUCUCGAAGAAAAUUAAUAUACUCUGUACUCUAAAAAUAGCCAGUUCGAGUAUAGUUCACAAAUUAUCUUCUGUAAAUAUAUUCCCUUAUUUUAAUAAAAAGAAGACUCGAGACAAACAUUAUAACCCGUUAUGAAAGUGUUUUUCAAUGAGUUCAUAGACAUAAUUUACAAACAUAAAGAACUAAAACUUGAACAAAACUUUUUACCAAAAUAGAAGAAUUCCGAACUCUGUAUCAAGCUGGAACUUAUCUGAAAACAUUAAGAUAAAUGUCAAGCAUAUUAGAUGACAAGUUUACCAUUCGAGAUAUUAGAAAUGGAAAACUUAUAUUCGAAAAAAAAUCCAUUUGCUUUAUGUCAAUUUAAGGGAAUGUGUGCUUCAAUUCUAUAACUUUCU
Messenger RNA from Magallana angulata, 3232 nucleotides. RefSeq names its product cholecystokinin receptor type A-like. Gene Ontology annotation, biological process: neuropeptide signaling pathway. Lineage: Eukaryota; Metazoa; Mollusca; Bivalvia; Ostreida; Ostreidae. The transcript has 2 exons. The record is from RefSeq and is a predicted model, not a curated record. Gene Ontology annotation, cellular component: membrane. Gene Ontology annotation, molecular function: neuropeptide receptor activity. The coding region runs from base 272 to 1663 and encodes 463 amino acids.